This is a messenger RNA of Humulus lupulus (European hop), 1254 nucleotides long. Its product is annotated as mannose/glucose-specific lectin-like. The transcript has 6 exons. Bases 59 to 982 code for a protein of 307 amino acids. The record is from RefSeq and is a predicted model, not a curated record. Lineage: Eukaryota; Viridiplantae; Streptophyta; Magnoliopsida; Rosales; Cannabaceae. Gene Ontology annotation, molecular function: carbohydrate binding.
CCAAUUGUAUAACGGAGAUUUCUGUCAUCAACAACAUUCAACAAAUCUAUCCAAGCAAAUGGGGUCCUUAGGAGGAGCCAUUUCGUUGGGAGCAUGGGGGAGUAGUUCAGGCGGCGACCCUUGGAGAUUCAAACCCAGCUCUGGAAUAACUGAGAUAACCCUCCAUGAAGGUGGUAAUAUCAAGUCCAUUUCCUUCAAAGACGCAGAUGGCUUUAUCUCUGGCACAUUCGGUGGCGGGAGCCCUGAUGCUUCGGACAGGGGAAAAAAAAUACAAGUCACUAUCAAUUUCCCUUCGGAGUAUUUCAAAUCCAUAAGUGGAACGUAUGGUGUCUACAAUGAUGUACCUGAUGUUAUCAUUUCACUAUCUUUUCACACAAAUCUCAAGACAUAUGGACCUUUCGGAACCACUACUGCUUCUGCUAAGGCUUUCAGCAUCCCCAUGACAGACAGUGUCGUAGUUGGAUUUCAUGGACGCUCUGGCCACUACCUUGAUGCUCUUGGUAUUUAUGUCAAACCAGUAAAUCCAGAUGGAAGCAUUUCAUUUGGGAAAUGGGGAGGUAUGGGAGGAGAUGACCCCAUUAAUUUCACAGUGGGAAGUAGCAGUUGGAUAAAACAGAUAUCAGUCCACCAUGAUGAUUCCAAUAUCAAGUCUCUCUCCUUCAAGGACGAGAAUGGCCGCGUCUAUGGAAAAUUUGGUGGCAAGAGCCCUAACAAUGUUGGCGUAGAGAAAAUAAUUGAGUUUGAUGGGCGUUCGGAGUUUUUGACAUCUAUAAGUGGGACAUAUGGAAUUUAUCGUGGAUUAACUGUGAUCACAUCAUUAUCGUUUAUAACAAAUCUUAAUACAUAUGGACCAUUCGGAAAAGCAACAGGCACUGCUUUCUCAAACCCAAUUCAAGAUGGCGUCGUUGUUGGAUUCCAUGGAAAAUCAGGCUACUACAUUGACUCAAUUGGCAUCUAUGUCAAACCGGGAAAGGCUGAAUAAUGGACCUGGCUGAGGAAAAGAGUAGAAUUGCACAUUUUAAUGUGCAUUCUUCGUUGGAUUUGGAUCCUUACUUACAUAUUUGUAAUAAGAUGGGAUAUGGUUUAUAUGAUUAUAUCCCAAGUCAAAAGUCUUUACCUUUAUUAUGUGUUUUGAGUUUAAUUAUAUGAACAAAUAAGUUGAUGACUCUGAGCUUUAGCUCACUCGGUCAGCCAACCAGUUGUAAUAUAUUAAGUUUUGUUUAGUCUGAAUAAUAGAUUACCUUGUGUGCUCUA